CACAAUAUCAUUAAUAAUGCUAAUAAUAAUCAUCAAUCAAUUAGGAAAGUAUCCUUCAAUCAACAUCAGUCGCACAGUCAUGUUACUUCACAAGUUAACAAAAACAAUUCACAUUCCAAAUACACUCAAGCUUGCCCUAUGUGUGAUGAUUCACAUCCAAUUUAUUCAUGUACUAAGUUUCUAGAUUUAUCUAUUAAUGAUAGAAUUAAAUUAGUGGAUUCCAAGAAGUUAUGCAGGAACUGUCUUCGCAGAAAUCACACUAGUUCGGACUGCCUAUUUGGUCCGUGUAAGAAGUGCUCAUCCAAACAUAAUACACUUCUGCAUAGUCAUGUAGUUAUUGAAAAUGUAAACGCAUCAACAUCAUAUGUACACACAAAUACAUCUUUGCCAGUUGAUAUGAGCCCUUCAUCUCACUCAACUGCCUUGAACUGUACCGAAUAUCCCUCUAAGUCACACACAAAGGAGAUUACUUUAAAUAAUUAUAAUUCACACAACUUAGUUUUGCUAUCUACUGCCUUGGUAGACGUAGUAGCUAGUGAUAAUAAAUUACAUACAGCACGGGUUUUGCUGGACACUGGCAGUCAAAUAUGCCUUAUUAACCAAUCAUUUGCACACAAAAUAAACGCACAACUUAUACAGUCCUCUGUUCAAGUUAUGGGAGUAGGUCAUGCAGUCACUCAAAGCGCACAUAAGUGUACUGUAAAGAUACACUCAAGAGUAAACAAUUUUCAUACACACAUACAAUGUUUGGUUUUACCUCGCAUCACAGCCAGUAUGCCACCAUGCCAGUUAGACAUUAGUAAAAUUUGUAUUCCAAACAACAUUAAACUUGCAGAUCCUAAUUUUCAUCAUCCUUCUGAUAUUGAUAUUUUAAUAGGUGUUGAUAAAUUUUGGGAAUUUCACAACAAGGGUUUCAUAAAGCUAUCAACAGGGCCAUAUUUACAUGAAACCAAACUAGGUUGGGUCAUAUCUGGACCAAUACACACAAGUACUAACUUGCGCAUCAAUAAUCAAGUUAGUUGUAACCUAACUAGUAGUUUAGAUAGUCAAUUAAAAAGAUUCUGGGAGUUGGAAGAAAUUCCUUCCUCGGGGAGCAAAAUGCUCACAGCAGAUGAACUCACUUGUGAACAAAUUUUCUUAUCAACUCACCACCGAGAACCUGAUGGUAGGUUUUCUGUUAGAAUUCCUCUAAAAGAACCCGCUGAUGUUUUAGGGGACAGCUAUUCAUUAGCCGAGAAGAGAUUUUAUUCAUUGGAACGCAAGUUUAGAAAUUCACCUGAUCUUAAAGAAAAAUAUUGUGAAUUUAUGCGCACAUAUGAACAAUUGGGGCAUAUGACACAAAUUGACACUUAUAGUUAUCCUUAUUAUAUGUUACCACAUCAUGGUGUUAUUAAUGAAAAUUCAAAAACAACAAAACUACGUACCGUGUUUGAUGCAAGUGCUGUCACCAGUACAGGAAAAUCCUUAAAUAGUAUACAACAUAUUGGGCCUACUUUACACAAUGAUAAUUUUUCUAUUCUUCUUCGUUUUCGUCAAUACAAAUAUGUUGCAUGUGCUGACAUAGAGAAAAUGUACCGACAAAUUAAUGUACAGACUGAUCAACGCACUUUACAGUUAAUUUUAUGGCGAGAGAAUCCUUCUGACUCUUUGAAAAUAUUUAGGCUCAAUACGGUUACAUAUGGUACUGCAUCGGCUCCUUAUUUGAGUAUUAGAUGUUUAAAGCAACUUGCACAGGAAUGUGAAAAUAAGUACACUGUCCCAGGAGAGGAUAACAAUUAUGUGUCUAAAAUAAUCAAUGAAGAUUUUUUUGUUGAUGAUCUAAUCACUGGCCAUGACAAUCAUGAUACCCUCAUGCAAAUUUGUGAUCACAUCACAUCAGUUUUAGCCUCAGGAUGUUUUCCAUUACAUAAAUGGUUAUUUAAUACUUGCUUAAACACACCUAAUGAAUCAAGACAUUUAUCUUUAGGAGAUGAUUGUUUAAAUAAAACUCUCGGUUUGGGUUGGUUCACUCAAAGUGAUGAAUUAUAUUUCACUACCAAACUUAAGGUAAACACACACACUGUUACUAAACGUUCAAUGUUAUCUGUAAUUGCUCAGAUUUAUGAUCCACUUGGGUUGUUAUCACCAACAAUCAUAUGUGCCAAAAUCUUAUUGCAAAAAUUAUGGCUUUCCAAACUUGACUGGGAUGACCCCGUUCCUCAUGAUGUGGUUCAGUCUUGGGAAAAGUUUAUUAAAUCAUUUGACUGUUUAAAGGAUAUUCGCAUUCCUCGACAUGUUAUAGGUUCACAUAAUCAAUACAUUGAACUUCACAUUUUCAGUGAUGCUUCACAAAGUGCUUAUGGUGCUUGUAGUUAUAUACGUUCUUAUUCAGACAAUUCACCAGUGUUUAUCAAAUUGUUAUGUUCAAAAAGUAAAACAGCUCCAUUAAAAGCUAUAAGUAUUCCUCGAUUAGAACUAUGUGGAUCUUUAGUGGGUGCCAAAUUGUUUGCAAAAAUAAGUAAAUCAUUGCGACUUAAAUUUCAUAAAGUAUAUUUUUGGACGGACUCCACCAUAGUGCUUGGAUGGCUUCGCAUGUCACCACCUCUUUUAAAAUCAUUUGUACAAAACCGAGUUACUGAGAUUAAUGAUAUUGCAAGUGAAGCUUGUUGGAGACACGUUAGCAGUGGGGACAACCCUGCUGAUUUGUUAUCUCGAGGCAUGAGUUUUGAUGCGCUUGAUAAAUGUCAAUUAUGGUGGAAUGGUCCUGCUUUUUUACACAAUCAUCAUUCAGAAUGGCCACAAAGGCAUUUUACAAAAGAGGUUCCUUCAGAUUUACCAGAAUUAAAAUCUGCAAGUGUAACUGAGAUGUCACUACAUUUAAAUUUAUAUAGUGGGUUAUUUGAUUUCAAUCGGUUUUCAUCAUUUAAUCGCUUAAAGUGCAGUGCAGCCUACGUACUACGAUUUAUUCAAAAUUCACGUACAAAACGCAAUAAUCGUUUGGUUGGUCCGCUCUCGGUUGAAGAGCUGAAUGCUUCCAAUACAUUAUUGACGCGAAUAUCACAAAUAGAAUCUUUUCCUUUAGAGUACAACUGUUUAACGAAAAAUUUAAAACUAAAAUCUACUAAAAGUAUUACCGGUUUAUCUAUUUUUCUGGAUAAAGAUGGGUUAAUACGCAUAGGUGGUAGACUUGCAAAUUAUGACAAUUUUUCUUACAAUAAAAAACAUCCUGUUUUACUCGAUAGCAAACAUUGUUUCACUCGUUUGUUAUUUGCAUUUGAACAUAAAAGAUUAUUCCACGCAGGACCGCAAUUACUUUUAUAUCACAUUAGAGAUGAAUGGUGGCCUUUAAAAGGUAGAAAUUUGGCUAGACAAACAGUUCAUAGAUGUGUUACUUGCACACGCUUCAAAGGUCAAACCUUGACACCCAUUAUGGGAAAUCUACCCUCUGAACGUUUUCAAUCAGGUUUUCCCUUCAUGCGCUGCGGAGUGGAUUAUGGAGGCCCAAUUUUGAUACUUAAUCGACGAGGUAGGGGUGCGCGAUUGGAAAAGAGUUAUAUUUGCUUAUUUGUUUGUUUUAGUACUCGUGCGGUGCAUUUGGAAUUAGUCACUAGUUUAACAACUGAUGGAUAUUUACAGGCUCUGAAAAAAUUUAUAUCUAGGCGUGGAAAACCAUUAGAAAUUCACUCAGAUAAUGCCAAAACGUUUAUUGGUGCUAUGAAAGAGUUUUCCGAUUUCAUAGACAACAAUUCAGAUGCAAUAGUAGAGUAUGCACAUGAUAAUCAUAUCAAAUUUAAAUUUAUUCCACCUUAUGCGCCUCAUUUUGGAGGUUUAUGGGAGGCAGGCAUCAAAUCCUGUAAAUUUCACUUAAAACGCGUGGUAGGCAAUGCCCAUUUAACUUAUGAAGAAUUUAGCACGGUUUUAGCCCAAAUUGAGGCUAUUCUAAAUUCUCGUCCCAUUUCCCCUUUGUCCUCUAAUUCCUCAGACCUUUUACCUCUUACCCCCGCUCACUUCCUCAUUGGCCGCCCGCUGACAGCACCAGCUUCUGAAGAUCUAACUACUACACCAUCACAUCGGUUGACACGCUAUCACAGAAUUGAACAACUCAGACAACAUUUCUGGCAACGUUGGUCUAAGGAGUAUGUCUCUGAACUCCAAACUAGAACUAAAUGGAAGAGUCCAAGUCGAGAUAUCACCGAAGACAUGUUAGUCCUUAUAAAAGAAGAUAAUUCUCCACCCUUAAAAUGGCGUCUUGGAAGAGUCACUGAAGUCUCAAGAGGCAAAGAUGGAGUAGCUCGAGUUGCCUAUAUUCGCACAUCUGAAGGCAUAAUUCAAAGGGCUUGUUCGAAAAUAUGCCCCAUCUUUCCAGAGGACGAGGACCCUGAAGAAGAAGACAUUGGAAGAGUUCUUCCAAGGCCGGGGGCAUGUUAAUGCGCAACACUGAACACAAUAACGUCAAUGUCAUCUGUCUAUCAAGUGCAAGUCAAUUCAACGUCAACCGUCAACUGUCAUUC
Molecule: messenger RNA, 4490 nt
Organism: Bicyclus anynana (squinting bush brown)
Lineage: Eukaryota; Metazoa; Arthropoda; Insecta; Lepidoptera; Nymphalidae
Exons: 1
Coding region: 139-4407 (1422 amino acids)
Biological process (GO): DNA integration
Molecular function (GO): nucleic acid binding
Source: RefSeq, a predicted model, not a curated record